AUGGAGAAAAUUAUGAAGGACAAUGGUGCCGUUCCCCAAAUGGAUGCCAUAGAGGAUUUGAGGAAUGAGGUUGCUCAACUGCAGCGGUCUGUGGAGCAACUUAAGGAUGCAGUUGCUGCACAGACUGCAUAUAUAAAAAUAUUAAUAAAAAAUUCGGUAGAUGCGACAAAAGUGGAUGAGUGGGAGUUCCCAAUUCAAUCACCAAUGGAGCUCCUUAAAAUGGAAGGAGAUAUAAAAACUAGGAAUAGAGGCAUAUUCGUCCAGAAGCUGAGGAAAAUACUCUCCGAAACGAGCCUUUCAAAAUCGAUCAAGAAGGUGCUGAGUAGAGAUAUAAUAUCCACCAACAACGUGGAUGGAGUUAGUGGAAAGGAUGGCCUCAAAACUUUUAAAACUUUCUUCCCAAUUUUACUAGAGGCGAUUUCUCUUGUCAAUCCGGCGGUACUUCCAGAAAGACAACUGCGACAGGCCUUGGCACUGGCGAAAAAUGCCGAAAAUAAAGCAAAAUAUAAGAAAAAGAAAAAUAAUAUAAGUGUAAUAGAAGAGGAAAUUGUAAAUGAGUCAGAAAAUUAA
This is a messenger RNA of Drosophila ananassae, 570 nucleotides long. RefSeq lists its product as uncharacterized. The transcript has 4 exons. NCBI's taxonomy places the organism in Eukaryota, Metazoa, Arthropoda, Insecta, Diptera, Drosophilidae. The record is from RefSeq and is a predicted model, not a curated record. Bases 1 to 570 code for a protein of 189 amino acids.